Molecule: messenger RNA, 1889 nt
Organism: Rhipicephalus sanguineus (brown dog tick)
Lineage: Eukaryota; Metazoa; Arthropoda; Arachnida; Ixodida; Ixodidae
Gene: CCT1
Product: T-complex protein 1 subunit alpha-like
Biological process (GO): protein folding
Cellular component (GO): chaperonin-containing T-complex
Molecular function (GO): ATP hydrolysis activity; ATP binding; ATP-dependent protein folding chaperone
Source: RefSeq, a predicted model, not a curated record
ACUUUUGGCAACACUGCUGGCAAGGCCUAAAGUAGUGGCAGCGGAGGUGCCGGCGGUGUGCGGUGUCAUUGUGUUGUCGUGCUAUUGGCAAUUGAGUUUAUUUCGAACAUAAGUAAUAGUCGAAAAUGUCUUUUGGCACCGGACUUUCAGUGUCGGGGAAAAGAUCCUCUGGCGCCUCGGUGCGAACUCAGAAUGUGAUGGCGGCGUGCUCCAUUGCAAACAUUGUGAAGAGCUCUUUGGGGCCUGUAGGCCUAGACAAGAUGCUCGUCGAUGACAUAGGGGACGUGACAAUCACCAAUGAUGGAGCGACUAUACUGAAGCUGCUUGAAGUUGAACAUCCUGCAGCUAAAGUACUGGUUGAGCUUGCAGACUUGCAGGACCAAGAAGUCGGUGAUGGAACUACGUCUGUGGUUCUGAUUGCUGCAGAGUUGCUGAAAAAUGCGGAUGAGCUUGUUAAGUGCAAGAUUCACCCAACGUCUAUCAUCAGUGGCUACCGCUUGGCUUGCAAAGAGGCGUGCCGGUACAUCCAGGAGCACAUGACUACAUCGGUUGAAGAACUGGGCCAUGAGAGCGUGGUGAAUGCCGCCAAGACGGCCAUGUCCUCAAAGCUGAUUGGGCCAGAUUCUGACUUCUUUGCAAACAUGGUUGUGGAUGCAGCCAAUGCAAUCAAGGUGUCUGAUGGCAAGGGAGGCUUCCGGUACCCCAUCAAGGCUGUCAAUGUGCUUAAGGCACAUGGCCGCAGUGCUCGUGAAAGCAUACUUGUUCAAGGCUAUGCCCUAAACUGCACUGUUGCAUCCCAAGCCAUGACAAAGAAGGUUGUUGGUGCAAAGAUAGCCUGCCUGGACUUCAGCCUGCAGAAGGCUAAGAUGCACAUGGGUGUCCAAGUGCUGGUUACUGACCCCGAGAAGCUUGAGGCCAUUCGUCAGAGAGAAAUGGACAUCACCAAAGAGCGUAUCUCCAAGAUCUUGGGUGCUGGAGCCAACGUGAUCUUGGUCACGGGAGGUAUUGACGACUUGUGCCUCAAGUACUUUGUGGAGGCUGGAGCCAUGGCCGUGCGCCGAUGCAAGAAGCAGGAUCUUCGACGCAUUGCAAAAGCCACUGGAGCCCAGCUGCUGGUCAGCUUGGCCAACAUGGAAGGGGAGGAGUCCUUUGAUGCCAGUAUGCUAGGAGAAGCUGAAGAAGUGGUUCAAGAGAAGGUUUGCGACGAUGAGCUGAUUUUGAUCAAGAAGCCUAAAGUGCAGACAGCUAGUUCCAUCAUAGUACGUGGUGCCAACGACUUCUUUGUGGAUGAAGUGGAGCGAUCAAUCCAUGAUGCCCUGUGUGUGGUGCGCCGAGUGCUAGAGUCCAAGACUGUGGUGCCUGGAGGAGGGGCCGUAGAAGCUGCACUCUCCAUCUACCUGGAAAACUUUGCCACUUCUUUGAGCUCUCGUGAGCAACUGGCCAUAGCAGAGUAUGCACGCUCACUGCUGGUCAUUCCCAAGACCCUGGCUGUGAAUGCUGCCAAGGAUGCCACCGACUUAGUCUCCAAACUCCGGGCAUACCACAAUAGCUCCCAGACCAAGCAGGACCACGCACAGCUGAAGUGGGUUGGCUUGGACCUGUAUGAGGGAACAGUGCGUGACAACCAGAAGGCCGGUGUGCUUGAGCCAACUGUGUCCAAAAUCAAGUCACUGAAGUUUGCCACUGAAGCAGCCAUCACCAUCUUGCGAAUUGAUGAUCUAAUCAAGCUUGAGCCCAGCCCAUCAAGUCAUGACGAUAGAGACGAGUGCAUGUGAGCUAUUCCACCACUCUGCUCAUAGGCUUCAUAGCAUUCACUUUGCAAGUCCCACAUGAUUGACCUACAGGCACUGCAGAAGAUGUAUGAAUAAAAAGCUUUUUUCUCACACGUG